AUGGAGGGCGUGCGUCCCCCGCCAGGCGGCAUGGAGGGCGUGCGCGCCUGGGACGCGGUGGGCCUGGCCUUCUCGGCGCUGCUGAACGCCGCCGCGCUGCUGGGCAACCUGGCGCUGCUCGUGGUGCUGCUGCGCGCGCCGCCCCUGCGCAAGUUCAUCUUCGUGCUGCACCUGUGCGUGGUGGACCUGCUCUCCGCCACCGUGCUCAUGCCCAUGGCGAUCGCGUCGAGCCGGCCCGUGUCGCUCGCGCUCGGCGGGCCACCCGUCGGCGAGGGGGACGUCUUCUGCAAGGCGCACGUCUUCCUCAACGUGUGCCUCAUCAGCGCCUCCAUCCUCUCCGUGUCGGCCAUCUCGGUGGAGCGCUACUACUACAUCGUGCACCCGAUGCGCUACGAGGGCCGCGUGGGCGCCGGCCUGGCCGUCUCCGUGCUCGCGUUCAUCUGGGUCGAGUCCGGCCUCGCCUCCGUGGUGCCGCUCCUGGGCUGGCGCGCGACCCCCGACGCGCCGUGGCCCGCCAACGGCACUGCGGCCACGCCGGCGGCACGCUGCUCGCUCUACUGGAGCGACGGCGAGUACAAGAACGUGUUCGUGGUGGUGUUCAGCGUCUUCUGCUUCGUUGCCGGCCUCAUCGUCACCGUGGUCUACUGCAGCGUGUUCAAGGUGGCGCGCAUCGCGGCGCUGCAGCAGGGCCCGCUGCCCUCGUGGACCAACGGCGCGCGCCAGCGCUCCGUGUCGCUCAACAGCCAGACGACCAUCGUGAGCGACGCCGCGGCGCCCGCCAGGAUCUCGCCCGAGCGGGCCUUCGGCGGCGGCAAGGCGGCCGUCACGCUGGCGAUCCUGGUGGGGCAGUUCGUGGUGUGCUGGCUGCCGCACUUCGCCUACCACCUGCACGCGGCGACGAGCGGGCGGCGGGGCGACACCGAGUCGGCGGAGACGCUGGUCACGUGGCUCGCCUACUCCUCCUUCUCCAUCAACCCGUUCUUCUACGGGUGGCUCAACCGGCAGAUCCGCGAGGAGCUCAAGAAGCUGGCGCGGUGCCGCUGCGCCGGCCCCUGGCCCAGGGACGAGCCGCCGGGACCGUCCAGCCACGGCUCGGUGGAGGAGAACUUCUUCCAGUUCCUGCAGCGCACCGGCUGCCCCGUGGUGGUCGGGGGGGGCCCGAGCCGCCCGUCGCGUUCGCCACGUCCACGCCCAAGCGGGCCUUGGACCACAUCGCCGCCCUCGGGUUCCGCAUCCCCGGGCAGAUCCCGAGGAGUCGUCCGAAUACAACGAGCACAUGUUCUCCAACUCCGCGCGGGACCCGUAGCCGCGGCGGUGCCGCCGCCGACGCCGCGUCACGGCCUUGGCGACGGGGGCGCUUCCCCGGCGACGCUUUUUGCCAAAAUCCGCGUGAAAAUGGGGACAUCUGCCAACGUGUCAGCUGGGACUUUAGCCUGCACCGGCAGUGCCCAAGAACUGGGGUCCUGCGAAGCCACAGUUUCCAUCCCACGGCCCGGUGAGAUGACCAUGUCUCUGUUCAGCGGCGUGGUACCAGGGGUCAUGGACUCGUGUCCUGUAAGGUGCGCGGAGCGCUGCGUCGAGAGUCCCGUCUGGAGGAGCUCGGCAGAAGCGCGCCGCGUGACAUUUUGUCUCUGGGAAACCCGCGGCGCUGCGUUGGCAGUGGCGCACAAGCGCAACGGCGGAAUAACGCUGCCCUGA
This is a messenger RNA of Callorhinchus milii (elephant shark), 1698 nucleotides long. RefSeq names its product G-protein coupled receptor 61-like. Gene Ontology annotation, molecular function: G protein-coupled receptor activity. Gene Ontology annotation, cellular component: endosome; signaling receptor complex; plasma membrane. The record is from RefSeq and is a predicted model, not a curated record. Gene Ontology annotation, biological process: G protein-coupled receptor signaling pathway. Lineage: Eukaryota; Metazoa; Chordata; Chondrichthyes; Chimaeriformes; Callorhinchidae.